Drosophila simulans is the source of this 1101-nucleotide messenger RNA. RefSeq lists its product as uncharacterized. The transcript has 2 exons. Bases 327 to 1040 code for a protein of 237 amino acids. The record is from RefSeq and is a predicted model, not a curated record. Lineage: Eukaryota; Metazoa; Arthropoda; Insecta; Diptera; Drosophilidae.
UCAAUUUAAUUAAAAACUUUUCCAUUUCUUCAUUCAUAAAGAUAUUUGUUGAAUAAACUUCAAUAGAUUAAGAGCAGUGCUUAACUAAAUGUUGCACUAAUUAAUCAGCUAAUCAUCUUACGAGUUUCGAUUUGCAUACAUAAAUUAUGGAAACAGAUGCUCCACAUGCAGCUGGAUGCACCGAUCUUGGUCCGCCGAAACAAAGCGGCCUCAUUAAGAUCCAGAGAUUGUAAUCAAUCCAAGGGUCGCCAUAGAGUAAUGAAGUAGCGGUGGUCAUGUGAAUGGAUCCGCUGUGGUGACGAGCGCUUUGAUUGGAACGCCUCUGGAUGCGACAUGCAUACCAAUUAGUGGCGAGUGUUACAUUUGGCUGGGCUCUGGUGGACACCGCGUCGGGCGGAAUUGGGCAAUGCGAAUCGGUGGCGAUGGGAUAUUGCAACAGAGUACAAGACCUGGGAGCGAUUGCAAAUCGCUGGGCAGUCGGACAUGGGAGGCAGUGCCAUCGAUGGGCCUGCAGUUGGCCGAAUUUAUUCAAAUCAGUUGGAUUCCGCGUGGGGAAGCGUAUAGGUGUCGUCGUCUGCUCGGUGAUCUUGUUGUCAAUUGCAAUGUGCAAAUACGUCUUAAUUGCUGCACUGGCCGUAAUGUGCUCCUCGGUGCGAGUCCAAGCCACGCUGCACGAUCUGCCCGGGGUCUUUGACUUCUCCAACGUGGAUCUGGUGAACUUCCAGUACUUCAAGAACCUGGCAUCGCAGGAUCCGCGCACCGCCGCCACCGCCAGUCCACUUCUGGUGCACUUUCAGAAGAAGAAGGCGGUGCUGGACUAUCUGGACCGCUUGUUCUUCGGCAACUCUCCGUUCCAGCAGCCCAGCGAGAUCCCCUUCGAUCCGCACUUCGGUCGCUCCUGGCGUCCGGUCUACGAGCGAAAGUUUGGCUAUCGCGGGGAGCGCCUCAUUGCUGCCCUGGGAUCGGGGUAUUCGGUGCCACAACUGCGCCACUUUGGAGCCAUUCCCCGCGAGUAUGGCACACCGCACUAUCCCAGUUGAGUGGGAAUUGCACUUCAGCGACUCUAGAUAGUGUAUUUAUGGAAUAAACUUAAGAAACGAA